UAGUUAAAACAAUUAAUCAAAACUCACAUGAGCCUUUGACAAAAAUGACGUUUGCAUAUCUCAUGUAAUUUCGCUUUCUUUAAUACGCCGUGUUCAUUCAAUCCUAAGCCGUUAUUUAGUUAUUUUAACCUAAUUUGGAAAAUGGCUUUGGACGGAAUAUGCGCGUUUCUAUGUUUGGCAAUUUCUCUACAAUCAUUGGACGCUUCAAUCGCCGACUUACCGUUCCGAAACGUCUCUCUGCCGUGGAACACGCGCGUGGAUGACCUGGUGGGGCGCCUCACGCUUCCGGAUGUUAUGUUCCAAAUGGCAAAAGGCGGCGAGGGAGACCAGGGAGGUCCCGCCCCAGCCAUCCCACGCCUCGGUAUAGAACCGUGGGCGUGGAAUACCGAGUGUCUCCGAGGAGAUGCGGGAGCCGGCGAGGCGACGGGCUUCCCUCAGGCCAUAGGGCUAGCGGCGGCAUUCAAUCCACAGUUGAUAUUUGAUGUUGCAAAGGCCACUGGGGUUGAGGUACGUGCAAAGCACAAUGACUAUGUGAAGCACAAGCAGUAUGGGGACCAUAAAGGCCUGAGCUGCUUCAGUCCAGUCAUCAAUAUCAUGAGACAUCCACUGUGGGGCCGCAACCAGGAGACAUACGGUGAAGACCCGUACCUGAGUGGCGAGUAUGCUGCCAACUUCGUUAAGGGUCUACAGGGGGACCACUUCAGAUAUGUUCAGGCAAAUGCCGGCUGCAAGCACUUUGACGUCCAUGGAGGGCCAGAGAACAUCCCUCAAUCAAGAUUCUCAUUUGAUGCUAAGGUUACAGAUCGUGACUGGCGCCUUACCUUCCUGCCCGCCUUUCGCCAGUGCGUCCUCGCAGGCUCAUACAGUCUCAUGUGCAGCUUCAACAAAAUCAACGGUGUGCCAGCCUGCGCUAACCGGAAGUUGUUAACAGAAAUAACACGUGACCAGUGGGGUUUCCAUGGUUACGUGAUAACCGACCAGGAAGCGCUUGAGAACAUCGUGUUGUUUCAUCACUAUGCCAACACGAGCAUGCAGGCCACCAUAGACGCCAUCACUGCUGGGUUAAAUAUAGAACUGACCACGAGCAGAAAAGACCCAUACUUCUUUACAAUGAUUGAUGCCAUCAAGCAGGGGAAGCUGUCCGAGACGCUGGUCCGUGAGCGCGUCAAACCCCUCUUCUAUACGCGCAUGCGCCUGGGCGAGUUUGAUCCCCCGGGACUGAAUCCGUACCUACGUUAUAAUCUCUCCCUCGUCCAGAGCGAUGAGCAUCGGGCCCUCGCCGUCAAGGCGGCCAUGCAGACGAUUGUGCUACUCAAGAAUACGAACGGACUGCUUCCAAUCAAGAAACAUUUCAACACUAUAGCGGUGAUAGGUCCUAUGGCGGACAACCUGGUACAGCAGUAUGGUUCUUAUGCUGCGGAUGUAUCUGCCAAAUACGCGCGGUCACCGUUAGCGGGACUGCGGCCAAUGGCAGACACCGUCAACUUCGCUGCUGGUUGUAACGACAACAAAUGCGCCAACUACUCAGCGCCGGAUGUGCAGAAGGCGAUGAAAGGCGCGCAGCUUGUUGUCAUUUGCUUGGGCACAGGCUGGUUGGUGGAGGGGGAGGGAAAUGACCGCGCGGACAUGAACCUGCCAGGGAACCAAUCCAAGCUGAUCACGGACGCCAUCAAAUACGGCGGCGGCUCCCCAAUUUUACUUCUUGUGUUCAGUGGCGGUCCGUUGAACAUCAGUGCGGCGGACCGGGAGCCGCGUGUCUCCGCCAUCGUACAGUGCUUCUUCCCUGCACAGGCGACCGGGGACGCCAUCUAUAAUGUGAUCACCAUGGCGACGAAAGACGCCAGCCCGGCCGCGCGCCUCCCGUACACGUGGUACGACACAGCGGACCAGAUUCCAUCCAUGACGAACUACUCGAUGACGGGACGGACAUACCGCUACUUCCAGGGCGCGCCCCUCUACCCCUUCGGCUACGGUUUAUCGUACACGAAGUUCCGUUACGUUGGUGUGGAACUGAUCCCUGUUAUUCUAGCCGGUGAUGACCAGUAUGUGUAUGGGCAGGUCAUGAACACGGGGGCCGUGGAUUCGGACGAGGUCGUGCAGCUGUACAUAUCUUGGCGGUCCACGAACCAGACGAUGCCACGCCUCCAGCUGGCGGGAUUCUCGCGCAUCCAUAUCCGGACUGGCGAGAGCCAAGAGUUCAAAUUUACCGUCACUGCCCGGCAGCUCGCAGUGUGGACGGACGACAAGGGCUUCGUCGUGGAGCCUGGAGUUAUUGACGUGUAUGUGGGAGGCCAGCAGCCCAACCAGCGGCGGACCGUCCCCUCCAACGUGUUAAAUACGCACUUCCAGAUUGAUGGACAGGCUGUCAUUGGGCCCAGCUAACGUUCCGGGAGCUACGAUGGAUACGGGUUGGGACAUGGAGGGACGAUAAUCUGAGAUAGAGAUAGCAAAUAGUUCCUGGCGGUUAUCAUGGCUUGAAAUGUGAACUAUUAUAUGAAAUGAUUAUAUAAAUAUAAUAUGAAUAGACAUAACCUUUCAGCAACAUGAUUAUAAUUGUGUGGGGGGGGGGGGGGGCGUGCGCGUGGGUGCGUGCUUGCGUGCGUGCGUGCGUAAGUUCUUGUCAGCUUUUGUGUGUGUGAUUGGUGUUCAAGUGUUCUAGGUUUUUCGUCUCAUAUAUAUAUAUAUAUAUAUAUAUAUAUAUGAGUGACAUAAUUGUGUCUUUGAGUAGUGCUGUAUCUGAAAAUCAAUAUAUUAUAUUGAGUCUGCAUCUUAUCUUUGAAAUAAAAAUAAAAACCUGUCUGCAGAGAAUAUGAGAUUGAUGAAGCUGUUGAAUUAUUACGCCAUUAUUGAUUGAUAUUUGAUUAAUUGAUCUUUGAUGUGGGAUAUGAACAGUUUCAUUCACGAAGGAAUGCAUUUUUAUAAAUAUCGCAUUUUCAUAUCUGCUCCGCUGCCAUGCAAGGUCAGUGUUUAUAUAGCAUACAUAUAGUUCAUUGUCAACAUAUUAUUGUUCCUUUGAUCAUAACUGAACUUUUAAAUAUUCGUAGAAGGUGUUAGUUUGCGCGAGUUUUGAACAAGUAUGUGACUGUAUCGAUAAACACAGGCUGGGUCAGUGGUCAUUUUGGUAAAUGUAUACUAUUUACUUCUAACCAUUUCUUAGUACCAGUUGCAUAUUUUUGCGAGCAAACACAAUCGCAAGCUUCUAACUGUCCACUGUUUGAUUGUUUUUCCUUUGUUCGGCAAACGGCCUUAGUGAAGAACGCCGACGAUGUGGACUUUCAUUUAAACUGCAAACAACAAGAUAACUGGCAUCAUUUAUAUGCUAUAUACCCUCACAGCAGUUAACAUUCCAGCACAGCCAUAACGCUUAUUUACAUCGUAUUUGUAAAAUAACUUGUCCUUACAUAUUUAUCAAUAAAACUUUAAAAAACA
This is a messenger RNA of Mya arenaria, 3429 nucleotides long. RefSeq lists its product as uncharacterized. The record is from RefSeq and is a predicted model, not a curated record. The transcript is spliced from 13 exons. NCBI's taxonomy places the organism in Eukaryota, Metazoa, Mollusca, Bivalvia, Myida, Myidae. Gene Ontology annotation, molecular function: alpha-L-arabinofuranosidase activity; xylan 1,4-beta-xylosidase activity. Gene Ontology annotation, biological process: xylan catabolic process; arabinan catabolic process. Gene Ontology annotation, cellular component: plant-type cell wall. Bases 142 to 2382 code for a protein of 746 amino acids.